UACCUAAGGGUUAUUAUUGGGUGAUAAAUUCAAGACGAUGGACUGUUUUUCUCGGACGUUAAAGCAAGUAUUUUAAACAGACUAAAAUGGGAGAAAGUAAGCAGAUUUUACUUUCAUUUCUUUUGAUUAAGGCGGCCGUGAUCGGAUUGUGUCUAUGCAAAGGGAACCCCAGCACAAAUUUGGACUUAUACGACCAUCUCUUACACCCAUCUAGAUAUAACCCAGCCAUUAUACCAAAAUGUAAAGGAACUGAAAAAUUAACAGUUCGCGUUGGAAUGGCGUUAAGAGACAUUGUAGAAAUUAAUGAAAAACAACAGUUCAUCCGCCUGAAAAUAUGGGUCCGUAUGAAAUGGAAGGAUUGCAUGCUUCAGUGGGAUCCACCACAGUUUCAGAAUCAGACGGAGUUAGUUGUUCCAUAUGAGAAAAUUUGGAUCCCGGAUAUAACCCUGUAUGAAGGAAUAAGUGACGAGGGAAAUAUGCCCGACAUGGACGACUAUAGGGCUAGCAUGACCUACACUGGGGAUUUGACGUAUAAUUUCCCUUGUAUUGUGACCGUUGUUUGCCAGUUCAAUGUGGCGUACUUUCCCUUUGACCAUCAAGUGUGCAGCAUGAAGUUCGGCUCUUGGAUUUACACCGGCAAAAACGUCGAUUUAGAAAGAAUGAAAAAUGAAGUGGACAUUUCCAGUUUCCGCAAUCAUAACGAGUGGGAUGUAAUCGACACGGUCGCCGUAAGACACAAUAUUUAUUAUGGAUGCUGCACCGACCCAUAUCCUGAUAUCACGUUUCAUAUUCAUAUCAGAAGAAAGCCUUUAUUUUAUGUCAUAACCAUAAUUUUUCCUUGUUUUCUGAUAAAUAUAUUGACUUUUAUGGGAUUUGUUCUCCCGCCAUUCGCUCCAGAGAAAAUAUCGCUACAGAUAACGGUCCUUCUCUCCACGACCGUUUUCUUGUUGCUCGUGCAGGACAAAUUUCCCUCGGCCUCGGAAAACUUUCCCCUUCUUGCCCUGUACUUUGCAAUAUGCAUGGUGCUCGUGUGCGUUUCGUGCGUGCUGUCCAGCAUUGUGUUGCACGUGUAUAACAGGUCUCCCGAAGAAUAUCCUAUCUCUACGUUCACACGCUCGAUCUUUUUCGACAGAUUUCGAAAAAUCAUGUGCAUGAAGUCGGAUAUGGUUCUAAAUGAUGACAAGCUUGUUCAGAUUAAGGGAAUUCAUUGCUUAGAAACAGGACAGUCCCUACCCAGGGAAAAGUGCGUUGAGAUACACAAAGGGAGGAAAUCGUAUAAGGGGGCAAAGCUCUGCUCCAAUAAAUCCGAAAUUCCGGAAUAUCCCUCCGAAAGUAAAAAUCAGUCUCACUUUGACAAAGAUAAGGGUCACAUAACCAACGAGUGGGAACUGUUUGCUUAUGUUUUAGACCGAUUCUUUCUGUUGAUAUAUCUGUGUCUAGCUUUGGCCAAUACUGCUGUUUUCGUCUCAAUCAUGGUGAACUAUGAUGGAAAAGACAUUCCAAUGGAUUAAUUUGUGUACAUGUGUGA
This is a messenger RNA of Saccostrea cuccullata (small rock oyster), 1528 nucleotides long. RefSeq names its product acetylcholine receptor subunit alpha-like 2. Gene Ontology annotation, biological process: nervous system process; chemical synaptic transmission; monoatomic ion transmembrane transport. Bases 87 to 1511 code for a protein of 474 amino acids. Gene Ontology annotation, cellular component: synapse; plasma membrane; neuron projection. Gene Ontology annotation, molecular function: transmitter-gated monoatomic ion channel activity involved in regulation of postsynaptic membrane potential; transmembrane signaling receptor activity; excitatory extracellular ligand-gated monoatomic ion channel activity. Lineage: Eukaryota; Metazoa; Mollusca; Bivalvia; Ostreida; Ostreidae. The transcript has a single exon. The record is from RefSeq and is a predicted model, not a curated record.